AACAGCAGGACGUCAGAUCUCCAGGAACAGGGUUGGGGACCACAGAAAUAAAUGAUCUGAACAGAUUGGCUUUUGGAUACAGUUUGUGUUCAUACAAAUAGCCAUAGCCAUUAUUUUUGUAAAAAUAUAGCUUGAGUUGGAUUUUAUUUUUUAAUUUUGGAGGUUGUAUCACACCCUAUCAAUACAAUUAAGUCUUUGGUAUGAGCUUGCAUACUGUUCAACUAGUGUUCAACAGAGCUCAAGUGUGCCGGACGCUGCGCGCAGCCCCUAAGGCGUCUUCAUCACGCAACUGCGCAGUGCUUCCACAACCCAAUCUGUGUGAUUCAGAUUUCCGGGCAGCAUGUAGUUCAAGAUGGCGGUAGUUAGGUCGGGCCGAACGUCCACUGUGCUGUCCUCCGUGCCCUUCCAGAUAACGCUCUACCUGUCGGCCGUCUACUUCCUCUUCUACUUCCUGUCCACGCUCUGCAUGAUCGUCUACAAGAGCCAGGUGCUGAGCUAUCCUGAUGGAAACCUGACCCUGGAUCUGUGUCUGCUAUUCCUCAUGGCUGCGCUGGAGCUUCUGAGACUGUACUGGGGUGUGAAGGGGAACCUGCAGGAGAGUGAGCGGGGUGUGGGGGCGAGUCUGGCUAUGACGGGGGGAACGGUGCUGCUGUGCUUGUACUUCCUGCUCUGGCAGUCCUACGUGCUGCGAGCCGACGUCAUCAUCAACGCCGCGCUGCUGGCCGGCUACCUGCUGGCCUUCCUCCUGGGGUUCGUCACGCUGGCGCGAUUCGCCAGUGCCUACGUGUGAAAGAGUUCAUCCUCUCAUGCCUCUGCUGCUGACUACGUGGGACGCCCCUGGCUGCUGCACCCCCCCCCACCUUCACAGCAGCGGGUUCAAUUCACCAUUGGGACGUCCCGUUCUGGAUCAGAGGCAUUUGGGUUAAAGUCAUAGGGCAGGUUCACAUUGAGCUGUUCCCUUUGCUGCGCCUUGUUCCAAAAUGAAAGGCAGCAAAAUUACCCUCUUUUUUCCCCCCCAUGCCUCAAAAUGGAUAAAAACAUUUUUUUACCUAUUAAUGUAUGGUCCAAUGAAACCCAUCCCUGUUCCCUGAUUGGUCUGUGGUGAUUACAUCAUAGACAUGCAGCUCAUCACAGCUUCCCUGAUGGUAUGACAGGUUUCAUGGUGGUACCCAUACCCCUGUUCCAUGCAAGUGGGGGACAAAAAAAUCCCAUAAUCCCCCACGCACUGUUUCCAGCGUGGGUGCAGAGCGGCCAAUGAGUGCCCAUUGUGAGCACCGCCCACUGGAAACUGUCCCAACCAGCUGCUUAUGUGAGCUCCAGUGGGGGUGUACCUGCAGAGCACAGUGCUGUAACCCUGCUGUCUGAUUCCGAACUCGCUGGCCUACUGUUCCAGCUUAAACACACGCUGGCCAUAGAAUCGCGGCGAGUUAAAAGCACGAUCAAAAGUUAUUUUAGUUUUUAUAAUUUUUUCACAUAAUUUCCACAGUUUUUACACACAAUUGUGUGUGUGUGGUGAUGUGGAAUUACUCCGGCUGUAGAUUGUUUUUCCAAACACCAGGGGGCAGCAAUGCCCCAUAAAUUGGGACUGUGUUGCUGCAACUGGGGUUAUUGUGAAUACCAUCAGCCUUCUCUGCAGGCUGAUGUACUUUUAUACUUUAUUUUUUCACCUUUUUUCUAUUUAUUGAUUUUGAAUAAAUGGAUCUUUGUACUUUGA
Anguilla rostrata (American eel) is the source of this 1714-nucleotide messenger RNA. RefSeq names its product transmembrane protein 80-like. The coding region runs from base 353 to 790 and encodes 145 amino acids. NCBI's taxonomy places the organism in Eukaryota, Metazoa, Chordata, Actinopteri, Anguilliformes, Anguillidae. The transcript is spliced from 6 exons. Gene Ontology annotation, biological process: non-motile cilium assembly. Gene Ontology annotation, cellular component: ciliary transition zone. The record is from RefSeq and is a predicted model, not a curated record.